This is a messenger RNA of Sclerotinia sclerotiorum 1980 UF-70, 1080 nucleotides long. RefSeq lists its product with no specific name. The coding region runs from base 1 to 1080 and encodes 359 amino acids. The record is from RefSeq and is a predicted model, not a curated record. Lineage: Eukaryota; Fungi; Ascomycota; Leotiomycetes; Helotiales; Sclerotiniaceae. The transcript has 2 exons.
AUGGCAAACCAAACAAGCAUCUGGCGAUCAAUCUCCUGGUCCAAGAAAAACAAAAGCAAACCCCCAAAUAAAGAUCUGCCAGAACUCGACACCUCACUCGCAAAUGCAAAGAUAAACUCUACUACUGAUCCUCUUACUCCUCCGGCGUAUUUUGAAGCUAUUUCUCCUCGAACAGUCGUGGAUACUAAUAGAAGGGUUGGAUAUGGAGGUCUUAUUACACCGCCACCGUCUCCGGAAGGCGGAAUAUCUGUGGAUCGGGAGUUUGGGGUUGGUUAUGAAGAUGGAGGUAGAGAUGGAGGUGGUGGAGUUGGAGAUGGAGAAGGGAGUGGAGAUCGAGAAGGAAGUGGAGAAGGGAGUGGAGUUGGAGAAGGAAGUAGCGGAAGAAAUGGAAGCAGUCAAGAAAAUGAAAAAUCCUUUCAACGGAGUAUAGAUAGAGAUAUCAAGCGGAUGGUCGAAGGACCCGAUACACCGAAUCCAGUUUCUAGCGAGUACACAGAAGAGGUUUUUGAGCUGGCUGAUGGUGAGAAAGGGGGGAAGAGGAGUAUCUGGAGAAAUCUUUGGAGAGGAAUAGGGAUAGGAAAAGGAAAGGCGAAUGAUGGAUCACCAAGCGAUUCGGUGCAAUUCAAUACGGUUAAAUGGGACCCGAAAGAGAUGGGUAAUGAUGAGGGACAGGACAAAGAGAAAAAGGGUGUGAAGCAGAGGAGCAAAAGUGAUGGUCAAGCUAAGCGACCUAAAAAUAUAGGAGGAAAGGAGGAAAUAAGUGUAAAGAGGCGGUGGACAUUCCCUGGUUUCAGGAAGAAUACUCUUGGGGCCGUAGGGGCGGAGGGAGUUGAAGGUGAAUCCGAACGAUUGGAGAGGGAGAGGAAAGAGGAGAGACAAAAGAGAAGUAUUGAGCACAAAAAGAAGUACCCUAAUAGUGUUCUUGAUGAUAUUAAAGACGAAUACAGUGAUUAUAAAAAAAUUGCCUCAAGCCAAUUAGAUGAGUUUGUGCAGGCUGGAAAGAAUCUCGAGGCCGAAGCAAAAGCCAAAGCAGCAGCCAAAGCCAAAGCCAAAGCUAGGGUGCCAAGUCGUGUACCUUGA